Molecule: messenger RNA, 3960 nt
Organism: Nylanderia fulva
Lineage: Eukaryota; Metazoa; Arthropoda; Insecta; Hymenoptera; Formicidae
Source: RefSeq, a predicted model, not a curated record
AUUUUCUCAUCAUCGUAAUGACAAGGCGUUCCUUUGAGAGAGAAUUGAAAGUAUAUGCAUAUAUACACAUACAUAGAGAUGCUAAAUAGCAAAUUAUAAUUAUCGUAAAAAAACCAUGUAAUUUAGCAUUAACUUUUCAGAGAGACCUCGCAAUAAAGUCCACGCAAUAAUAUUUAUAUAAUUUAUAUAAUUUGAAGCAAUCGACUCACGAAUUCGUUGGUACAUUAAGAGAAACACUACACUCUUUCCACUAUAUUAUUCUUAUUAUUGUAUAGAGAUUAUAUACCCGCGUGAACCUUCCGAUAAGAUAGCAACAAUCAUGGCGCAUUGAUAUUCAGAAGUCCUCAAUUCGUUUGACAGAUAAAUUGCUUUACCAGUGGUUUUGUUGCAUUUUUACGUUCCAGUGCAAUCAUCUCGUGUUGAUCAUUCAAGAUGAAACAGACGCUAAUGAUUAGAGAAGCUGGGCAUUUCGUUGUUCAAAGCCUAUUACCGUGCCCGGAUGUUCGCAACUAACGCUUUGAUAGUCCCCUCCCAGAAUUAACACAGAGAUGCUGGAUCUGUGCCUGUGACACGUUGUAUAAAUUGUGCUGUUUGUGUCUAUGUAUGUCAUCGUGAUGUGUGUAUGUCGCGAAACUUGCAUGCUCAAUUUAGAUUGGCAAUGAACGAACCAUGAGUAAAAUUCUCCGUCAUGCAUUUUUGCAAUUAAAUUCGAAUAUUCUGACUGGAUACUGUAAAUAAAAAACGCAUAGUUGGAAAAUGUAGGAAAAAUAACGUGAUGCAUCUAAUUUAUCAACGGAAGUAAUAGAACAUCAUAUUUUAAUCAUCAUCCUAUAUUAGCAGAGACUGUAAAAAACAGCAUAUUUCUUCUGUCAAAGAAGAAUACAAAUUUUUUUUAAUUCGAAUUGAGACUACAAUAUUUCGAGUUGCUAUAUUUUGAUUUAUGGCAAUCAUAUCAAUUGCAUUAAAACGAUGUAGAAUGAAACAAUAAUGAUCAAUAAAAUUGAACGAUUAUGUACGUUGCACGAUUAUGUACGUGGCGCGUAAUACCAGAGUUUUCCGUCCCGAAUUUCUCGAUUCAUCAGAAUUAUUAAAUAUAUCGUGGUUUCACAGAUUAAGCAGAUUACAUUCAGUUAGUUAAAUCGUUUUGUCGAAGGUUGGCGCCGCGUAGAGAGACGAUCUUGCGUGGUCUACUACGUUAACAUCUAGCGUAGGCGAAAAUUCUGUUCGCGGCGUUCUUGGACGAGGUAGAAACUCGCGCGAAUUCGUAGAGCAAACUUUUUAGAGUCGACAACAAAUUGUUCAUCAGUGCAAUAAACGUUCGCCACCGAUAUAAAUUCCGUCCGUGCGAUCAAAUAAUUGUACUCUCGGUCAAACAAUAAUUGUAUACGGAUUGAUUAUCUGGAGCACUGAAUCAUCUGAGACGACAAACACGAUCGUAGGCAUCGAAAUGAAAAUUACCUGGUAAAUUGACAGUAAGUAAUAGACGUUGCACAGCUAUAAAGAUUAAUUUUGUGGAAGUUUUAUCGGUGCAGACACAAAUACCGCGUCCUCCGAUCUAUAACAACAAAUGGAAAACUUGUAACGGUUGGAUGCAUCCUGAGUGCAUUGGAGUUGUCGAGUUCAACGGUUAAACAAGCACGGAGACACGUAAACAUUUCAUGUUCCAAUAUCGCUUUGUCCGUUCGCCGACCACCGUUCAGUCGGGUGUCUGCUCCUUCGACGGUCUAUCGUCGAGUCACAUCGUCGCGAAUCUUGUCUAAUUUAAGUGAUUUUCAGAUAAUUCGCUGUGCAUUUGUUUAUAAAAAUUGCAAGAAUUACGUCUAGUUAAAUUUCAUAUAACGCGACACUUUUAAAUAAUUGUGUUAAAUAUAUUCAAUUUACAAAAUGUCGUUUUAAAUGCAGCAAAAAAGGCAACCUGUGAAUUGAGUGAUAACGUGCUUCUAUGCGGUAUAAAAAUUCGAAGAUUGCUUAUUAUGUGUCACUUGAGGAGGAUCUCAUAAACAACAUGCGUAAUCUCCCCCUCAUUGAAUUUUUCAGAAAACAAAACAACUUUAUCAACGAGAAGUCAUCUUUUCUACAGGUUUCCAAAACAAGUUCUAUAAAUAAAUUUAAGAGAGAUCGAAUAUACAGUUGCAGAUACAGAACUUUCGAUCGUUAUACUGUGAUAUCGUGCGAUCGUGAAAUAACAGUGAUUCCCCAUAUAUAUAUACAUAUAUAUAUCGUCGUAGAGAAUAGAAACAUUCAUCACGUGACUUUGCGAGCAGGGUCAUGGCUGUGAAAGAGUGGUUCAGAAGGCUGCAACCGGUGCAGUUGUACCUGGUGCUUUUUUUCACCACGGCCUUUUUCUUAAUCGAGAUCAUCGCCAGUCAUGUAACGCAUUCGCUGACUCUGCUGCUCAACGCGUAUCACAUGCUCUGCAACAUCGUGGCACUUGUUGGCUGCAUUGCCUCGAUCAAGUAUAGCUAUCGGGAGAGAUACAAUAACAAUAGCAACUGCAGUUCAGUGGGAAAUUCAUCUAUUUGCAUUAACGGGGAGGAACAGGGUUCUGUCACAUCUUUAUCAACGAAAACAAAGGAAUCAUGGUCGGACAGGAAAAUGAAAAACACAUUUGGAUGGGCCAGAAUCGACAUUGUCACGAUGCUUGUUUGCUGCAUAUUUUUGACAUCUUUUUGUUUCUCCCUAUUAAUGGAGGCAGUGCAGACAUUGGUGCACAUCGAUCAUCUGGAUGAAAUGCAUCACCCGAUGCCUGUACUGUGCAUCGGCGCUUCCGGAAUACUUCUAAACGUCUUAUGUUACAUUUUAAUUGGGGGAUUCACGUUUAAUCAAGGAGUUUUCCUGCACGUCACUGAGAAAGGAGACGUAAUACUAAGCAGGAAUGUGAAUUCGCAAGAAACAAAGAAUGGUGAGCAACAGUUGUCGGCAGAGACUAGACGAAGUCCACUAGCAAUACCAAAAAGCCAAGGUUUUAGAGAAAUGUGUCGAGAUGUUUUAGGAUGUGUUUUUGUCAUAUUAGUGUCGAUUUUAGUCUAUUUCACCGAUUCUGAUGUGGCUAAAUACAUCGAUCCGGUCUUCGCCAUUAUUUCAUCGAUUUCACUGUUCGUUCUUUGCUAUCCAUACAUGAAAGAAUCAGGUUUGAUUCUCCUUCAAACCAUUCCAAAUCAUAUAAAUAUCGAUUCUCUGAAAAGAGAAUUAUUAGAAGCUUUCCCGGGUAUCGUAAAUGUCCAUGAUUUACAUGUAUGGCAAUUAGCAGGAGAAAAAAUAAUAUCUACAGCACAUAUCAUAUUUUUAGAUCCAACGGUUUAUGCUAGUAUCACGGAUCAAGUCACCGCCUUUUUUGUCGAAAUGGGGAUUACGCAAGUUACUAUACAACCAGAAUUUCAUAAAAUAAAACCUAAUAUGGAGGAAACUGAUUGUUUGAUUCGUUGUCACGGAAAGCACUGCAGUUCCUCUCAAUGUUGCUCGCGAGAAAACUUCUUGGAGGAAGACAAGACGGAGAAGGACACGCACACGAUUAAUAGAAAGUAUGAUAAAAAGGAGAUAAUACCAGCUACAUGUGCAAUUAAUUUGGAGAAAUUUACUACUCAUACGGAAGAAACCCUAGUGCAGACUGCUCAGAGCGAUUCAAAAGCAGAAAAUUCUGAGCACGAUCCGACGAACGAAAACACGUCUCGGUUGAAUGGUGAUCAAGGCUAAAGCAUCGUAAAUAGUGACAUUCAAUUUCUAUGUGAUAACUAUAAUAUACCGACCGAAUAUCUACAAAUACCGGAUACCCGCAGCUACAGAUAACAGCCUAGUUUACAUUUUUUCCCUAUAAUGACACUAUAUCCUCUUUAUGUUGAAAACGAUGUCAUGGAUAUGGCAUAUCCAUGACCAAACUUCGACUUCUAAUAACUUUUAAAAUGACACAUAACAUAUAUUUAUUCGGUCAUUAACUCAAAUAUUAAAACCGCGGCAAACAAA